Ctenocephalides felis (cat flea) is the source of this 1133-nucleotide messenger RNA. RefSeq names its product tRNA (cytosine-5-)-methyltransferase (gene Mt2). NCBI's taxonomy places the organism in Eukaryota, Metazoa, Arthropoda, Insecta, Siphonaptera, Pulicidae. The record is from RefSeq and is a predicted model, not a curated record. Gene Ontology annotation, molecular function: methyltransferase activity.
AAAAUAAAUUCAGGAAACCCAAAACAGAACAGUCAUAAUUUUUAGGAAUUACAAGAACUAAAUGUAGCUUCAUAAAGUAAACUUAGAAGAGCUAAAACCUUAAAAAAAUAUUCUUACAGCAAACAAUGGAUUCACAGAAAGAAUUACGUAUUUUAGAAUUAUAUUGUGGCAUCGGAGGCAUGCACUAUGCUUUUAAAGAGAGUGGCCUACAAGGAAAAAUAGUCAUGUCGAUAGAUCUAAAUCCACUAGCAACUUCUGUGUAUAAACACAACUAUCCUGCCGUUUGCCUUAAUAAAAAUAUUUUGUCGUUGACUCCUGAAAUGAUCGAUGAUUUGAAUAUUAAUACCAUAUUAAUGUCGCCCCCCUGUCAACCGUUUACAAGAAAUGGAAAUCAGAAAGACGUCGAAGAUGCCAGAACCUCAUCCUUUUUGCAUGUUUUAAAUAUUUUACCGCAUAUUAAAAAUCUAAAAUAUGUUUUAUUAGAAAAUGUAAUGGGCUUUGAGAAAUCUGUUGCUAGAGAUCAACUGAUUACAGUAUUUAAAACAAAUUGUUUUAAUGUUUACGAGUAUUUGAGGAGUCCUAAAUGGGUCGGUGUACCUAAUUCAAGAAUGAGAUAUUAUUGUUUAGCUAAGAAAAGUAAUGGUUUGAAGGAAUUGAAACAUGAGGAAAUGUUUGAACCAGAAUUGGAAUCUAAUGAAAUGCUUACCAUAAGCAAUUACCUACAAAAUGACGUAAACGAAUCAUAUUUCCUCCCAGAAAAAGUAUUAUCAAAAUACGUUUGGGUCCUCGACAUAUGUUACCCUGAAGACAAAAGAUCUACAUGUUUCACAAAAGCAUACACACAUUAUGCCAAUGGAACUGGUUCAGUAUUAUCUAACAUCCCAAAAUCAACAGUUGAAGAUACUUAUCAACAAUGUGAAGGUUUAUCAUGUGAAGAAAAACUAGAAAAAUUGAAAACUUUGAAGUUAAGAUACUUUACUCCAAGAGAGGUGUCGAGAUUGAUGUGUUUUCCUGAUGAUUUUAGUUUUCCACAAAAUACAACACAAAAACAGUGUUAUCGACUUUUAGGAAAUAGUAUCAAUGUUAAGGUUGUGUCUAAAUUGUUGCAAGUAUUGGUAAAUGAUACAUUUUAA